AUGGAUCGUCUGUCAGCAGUAAUAGAUCUCAGCAAGAUUCUCGCCUCGCGACGUGUCAUUGUUGGAAGCGGAACCACCAAAAUUUCGCUGCUGCGGACCUUGGCUGGCCCCGGGGGGCCAGUGGUCGUUGCUAUUGGGGCUUCGAUGAUAGUUCGUUGGCUCGCAGCGACCAAAGAUGACGUUUGUGAUACUGUUGCUCUCGAGGUGCGACUUGGUGCUGCAAUCGACAUAGGUCAGCGAGUUGCGCUGGUUGAGUUGCCUCGCCUCGAUGCAUUCGUAGCCGGACUUCACGAAUUGGCACCCGCCUGUGCGGCGGCCUUAGAUUUAGCGUAUGCUGGUGAUGAGCUCACCUUACUUCGCGCCGCUCUUCAGCAUGUCACGCGGCGGACAUCGCAUAUUGAGCUCUCGGUUGGUGGGACCAUGAUUUCAGAGCCGCGAGUUUUGCUUGCGCCUGCCGAGGUGCCUCUUGUCUUUCGCAUCGAAUUUGAGGCUCGUUCGGGUGUGUCACGCCCAAAUGGCAUAUCAGUGGCUGCCGCUAUAGCAUUCGACCUAAUGCACCUUGAAAAAGCCGCGCUACUCCGUGCACACCUUCAGCUGCCAUUGGAUCAUCUUGAUUCUGGGAUUCUUUCAGAGGCACCUGACCUCUUAUCAACAGACCGUCUGUCGCUCACGGUAAUCGAAGGUGUACCAGCUCUCAUGGUAAAUGAGGGAAUUCAUGCUUUACUCUGGCCAAUCAUUUCUACUGAACCCUGGGAUUCUCCGCGCGGCGUUGAAGUCUGGGACGAACUUGAGCGUGAAAUGCAUGCGUCGCCCGCAGAGCACCGCGGUGGCCGUUUCUCUCUCCUGGAAUUUGGCUGCCGCGACUAUUCGGUGGCACUUCACGCGGCUUCGAAGUAUCCGAAUGCAACUGUGUUGAGCAUUGUUGGAGUAGCAUCACUAUUUGGUGAUGCACUAUACAAUAUAGCAUCUGGGCGCAAGCUGCAAAAUGUUCUCUGCUGUGCAGGUGAGCCAUUGGAUGACGCUCUCGCUAAGAAGUUUUACGAAUCACCUGAGCUUGCACGUUUUGCAUUGCUUCAGUCACCUAGCUUGCUAGAUGGUCUCGCGGGAGAUUAUGGCGAAUUGAAAGAUGGCUCUUCACACCUCGAUUUUAAGAAGGCACUCGGCCGUUAUAUUUCGUCUUCUCUGACGACGUGGUUGCCGUUCCCAUCAGUCAAGCACAUAUCCCUUGCGAUGCUUGCAUUCUUCCCCGAGACAUCCCUUGUCGAUGCGCAGAGGAUCACGCCUACGUUUUCAAUCAAUGAACACCCAGUGCCCGCCUUUAUGCGAUUGCUUCAAGAGACGAUCGAACACUAUGCAAUUAUCCCGCUAGAUGGUGAGACGCGAGUUUCUAUCCGAGAGGCCUACUCGCUUCCCGGUCGGCCGUUCUCGUUCCCUCUUGUUAGACUCGAUAUAGUCAAGAUGACACGAAAGGUCCACCACCACUUCGAUUGGGCAAAGGAUGGCCACAAACGUACCUACACCAUGCACGUUGACGUGAAUACAUCUCUCGUAGUCCCUAAAACGGGCCUCUUACUCAUCCCCGGAUCUUGGCGUGACCCAGCGAGCGGGGGUGGUGCGAUUGCCUGGAACAGUUCAAAGGGUGAUUCACGCUUGACCCUUCCCGUUGGCCACCAUGUCUCUGAGGGUCGCGUUGUGCAUGUCCGUCUAACACGCGAUCAUGAUGCUGGCUACAUACCUUACGGCGUUAUCCACUCGUUCACUCUUAUCUGUGCUCUCCGCCUUGGCCUUGUCAAGGCUCAGACCAGUGCCAUCUACAGGGACUUCGUCAAAUUACCUCUGUACGAGGAUAUGGCCCCGUGGAAUAUUGCCCUAGCCGCAGGGUCCGUCGAGUAUAUCGAUUACGAUACACGUGGAAGGGUCUACGACGCCUACGUCAGAGAGAGUUAUCGCGUGCUCUCAGUCCUAAUGAACUACAAGCGCACUGUCUCUGACUUCGGUAUGUGCGGUGAAUCAGCCCAUAACCCGUAUGGCUUUGGCCAAGUCUCUUCCUGCGUCAAGCCUAGGACUUUUGAUGGGAGUUGCGACAAAUCUGAAGUUCCUGUCCCAUGUGAUGAUGGCAACUGCCACUCAGACUAUAUUUCCUGCCUCCGGGCCCUUGUGAAUACGCGCCAGCUAGGAUACCUCGGAGGUAGUAGUAUUUUUUUAGCUGGAUCUCAAGAGCUCCCCCGGGCCGAGAUUAAAGUCGAGAUUACCUUAAAUUUACAAUCUUAG
Messenger RNA from Aureococcus anophagefferens, 2271 nucleotides. RefSeq lists its product as hypothetical. The transcript has 2 exons. The record is from RefSeq and is a predicted model, not a curated record. Lineage: Eukaryota; Pelagophyceae; Pelagomonadales; Pelagomonadaceae. The coding region runs from base 1 to 2271 and encodes 756 amino acids.